GAAUAACAUAGUAAUGGGGUGAGUUAGCUCGAGCACUAAGCCAACCAAGAAAAUAGUCAGAGAAAGAAGAAAGUCAAGAAUGGGCCUGCAAGACUUCAAAAUGAAAUACAAAAUUUCAAACAAAGUUCUCGGAAGUGGCGGAUUUGGAAAAGUCUUCGAAGCAUCUCUGGUGAAUGAUAAGACACAUAAAUCAGCUAUCAAGGUUAUUUCUAAAAAGAAAUUAGAAGGAGUUGUUGAAGAGAUCUUUGAUGAAAUAGCAGUUUUGAAAAAUUUAGAUCAUCCUAAUAUCGUGAAAUAUAUCGAAAUGUUUGAAAACAAUGACUACCUCUACAUUGUGACUGAACUAUGAGAAGGAGGAGAAUUAUAUUCCUACAUUCAUGAUAAAGUCAGCAAAGAUGGGAAUUUCAAAGAGUCAGAAGCGGCUGAUAUCAUGAAAAUGCUCCUCAUGGCAAUAGUGCACUGUCAUUCCUAUAAAAUUGCUCACAGAGACAUUAAGCCAGAAAAUAUCAUGCUUAACAAAGAAGGGCAUGUAACGCUAAUUGACUUUGGACUCUCUAAACAAAAAGACAUCAAAGGAAUGAAGUCUGUCGUAGGAUCUCCCUACUAUGUAGCACCAGAAGUCCUUGAAGGAGAAUAUGGCUUAAAAUGAGACAUAUGGUCCCUUGGAGUUAUCCUAUAUAUCCUUCUUUGAGGAUACCUUCCAUUUUCUGGUAAAAACGCAAUGGACAUUUUUGCUAAAAUCUCUGAAGGCAAGUACUCAAUGAAACAUAAGGAAUGGGACUCAGUGUCAGAUGAAGCUAAGGAUCUAGUAACGAAGAUGCUAGAAAUGAACCCAAAGAAGAGACUCUCUGCCCAGAAGUGUUUAAAUCAUGAAUGGUUUGAAAUUGCAGAAAAACUUAAAGGAGAAGAAGGUGAUGCUCUUGAUCUUGAUCUUCUUCAAAAUCUUAAAGAGUUUAAAAGUACCUCGAUGCUUAAGAAAACAGCUAUGAGUGUAUUAGUAAAACUCCUUACUGCUAAAGAAAUUGGUAAACUUAAGAAACAAUUCGAAGCAAUCGAUACUGAUUUUACUGGGUACAUUGAUGCUGAAGAGCUUUCGACAGCCAUGAAAAAGUCAAACUUAAAUGUGCCAGCCAAAGAAAUUGAUAAAAUAAUCUCUGAGAUUGAUUACAAAGGCAACAAUCAAAUAAACUACUCCGAAUUCAUCGCAGCAACACUGAAGACUAAAUAAAAUCCUAAACGAUUCCCGCUUGAAGGUUCUUUUCAAAGAAUUUGAUGUUGACAACAGUGGCUACAUCACCAAGGACAACCUAGAAGAAGCUUUUGAAAGACUUGAUAAAAAGGUAACUAAACAAGAAAUCAAAGAAAUUUACGAACAACACGACCAUGCUAAGGACGGAAGAAUCUCCUACGAUGAAUUCAAGAUCAUGAUGCUCGGCGAAGAUGAUAUUAUCGAUACAGCGUCAGAGUCGUAG
This is a messenger RNA of Moneuplotes crassus, 1472 nucleotides long. The record is from the annotation of a GenBank genome assembly. Lineage: Eukaryota; Ciliophora; Spirotrichea; Euplotida; Euplotidae.